Molecule: messenger RNA, 1061 nt
Organism: Arvicola amphibius (Eurasian water vole)
Lineage: Eukaryota; Metazoa; Chordata; Mammalia; Rodentia; Cricetidae
Gene: Gjb5
Product: gap junction protein beta 5
Exons: 2
Coding region: 163-978 (271 amino acids)
Biological process (GO): cell communication
Cellular component (GO): connexin complex
Source: RefSeq, a predicted model, not a curated record
CUUAAGGAAAAGACCCCAACUCAAAACUGGACAGUUUGCAGAGUGAACUCGGGCACCAGCCUGCCUAGCACUGAGUCCCGACUCUGUUACUAGCAAAGUAAGGCCAAGGAACUGCUCAACCUCUCUGACCUCCUCUAGGAGCUGCCCUCCCUUGAGUCCAUCAUGAACUGGAGCAUCUUUGAGGGGCUCCUAAGUGGGGUCAACAAGUACUCCACAGCCUUUGGUCGCAUCUGGCUGUCCCUGGUCUUCGUCUUCCGAGUGCUGGUGUACCUGGUGACAGUCGAGCGUGUGUGGGGUGAAGACCAGAAGGAUUUUGACUGCAACACCAGGCAACCAGGCUGUACUAACGUCUGUUUCGAUGAGUUCUUCCCUGUGUCUCAUGUGCGACUCUGGGCCCUGCAGCUCAUCCUGGUCACAUGCCCCUCCCUGCUUGUGGUCAUGCAUGUGGCCUAUCGCAAAGCUCGAGAGAAGAAGUACCAAGAAGAAGUAGGCAUAGGACACCUUUACCUGUACCCUGGCAAGAAGCGGGGUGGACUCUGGUGGACGUACGUCUGCAGCCUGCUGUUCAAGGCCUGCAUAGAUGUGAUUUUCCUCUACCUGUUCCAUGCCUUCUACCCCAAAUACACCCUCCCUUCUGUGGUCAAGUGUCAUGCAGCACCGUGUCCCAACACAGUGGACUGCUUCAUCUCGAAGCCCUCAGAGAAGAACAUCUUCAUCAUCUUCAUGCUGGUCACGGCUGUCAUCUGCAUCCUGCUUAACAUUGUGGAGUUGGCCUACCUGGUGAUAAAGCGGUGUUCUGAGUGCAUGGCUUCGAAGCGAGCACUCGCUGCACACCCGGAGCACGGCCCAGGCUGGGUCAGCUCUCCAGGCAAACAGAAGGACCUCCUAGCAGGCGAUCUCAUCUUUCUGGGCUCAGACUCUCACCCACCACUCUUACCAGACCGUCCCCGUGCCCAUGUGAAGAAAACCAUCCUAUAAAGGGUCCCUAGGCUAGACUGGCAGGGUGGGUAUGAACUGGAAGGUUCCAGUGUCUCUCAUGGGUGUAUCUGGUGGGGAGAAGA